Pelagomonas calceolata is the source of this 2781-nucleotide messenger RNA. NCBI's taxonomy places the organism in Eukaryota, Pelagophyceae, Pelagomonadales, Pelagomonadaceae. The record is from the annotation of a GenBank genome assembly.
GUUGCGUUGUGCCACAGCGCCAAAGCACCACGGCGCCCUGCCGUCGUUAGCAGACCGCAGUACCGGUAGGUUUGCUCGCGCGGUUCGCGCCAAGAGACCGCCGCGCUGCCGAAAAGGCUGCCCAAAACAAGCGGCGAGGCACACCACACGAUGGAGCCCCAAGAAGGCAGCGACGACGACGCGCGGCGCAGCCAGGAGGCCGCCCGCGACGACUCCGCGGCAACGAUGCUGCAAGGCUCGGUGCGACGACGCAACGCCAAGCAAGAGCUGUCGCAGAGACGCCAGGUUCGGGACGACGGCGCAGCCACGAUGCUCCAGGGCUCGGUGCGGCGCCGCAACGCGAAGCAAGAGCUGUCGCAGAGACGCCAGGUUCGGGACGACGGCGCGGCGACGAUGCUGCAAGGCUCGGUGCGGCGACGCAACGCCAAACAAGAACUCUCGCAGAGACGCCAGGUUCGGGACGACGGCGCGGCCACGAUGCUCCAGGGCUCGGUACGACGCCGCAACGCGAAGCAAGAGCUGUCGCAACGGCGCCAACGCCGCGACGAUGGCGCGGCGACCAUGCUCCAGGGCUCGGUGCGGCGCCGCAACGCCAAGCAGGAGCUGUCGCAGAGACGCCAGGUCCGCGACGACGGCGCGGCCACGAUGCUCCAGGGCUCGGUGCGGCGCCGCAACGCGAAGCAAGAGCUGUCGCAGAGACGCCAGGUUCGGGACGACGGCGCGGCGACGAUGCUGCAAGGCUCGGUGCGGCGACGCAACGCCAAACAAGAACUCUCGCAGAGACGCCAGGUUCGGGACGACGGGGCAGCCACCAUGCUCCAGGGUUCGGUACGACGACGCAACGCGAAGCAGGAGCUGUCGCAACGGCGCCAAGCGCGGGACGACGGCGCGGCCACGAUGCUCCAGGGCUCGGUACGACGCCGCAACGCGAAGCAGGAGGUUCAGCAGCGGCGCAAGGUCCGCGACGACGGCGCGGCGACGAUGCUCCAGGGCGCGGUACGACGACGCAACUCCAAGGAAGAGCUGUCGCAACGGCGCCAAGCGCGCGAAGACGAGGCCGACGACGCGGCCCUCCGAGCGGCCUUCGGCUCGCCCCUCUACCGCAUCGACCGCCACGGCGACGAUGUCGUGAAGACGGCCCUGGACGACAUGAGGAAGACGCUGCCGCGCGCGACGGCGCACUUGGACAGAGGGCAGCUCGCGUCGCCCACCGUGCGCGAGCCGAGCGCCGACUACGUGGCCAACGCGCGGAGCGCCGCGGCCAAGGAACAGUAUAUAGCGUCGCGCACGCGGCCGCCGCCGCCGCGACAGACAAAACCUUCGCCGUACGGCGCGCCUAUACUAGGCCCGGCCGGGCCCGUACGGCGCCGCUGGCGCGCCCAGGCCGCAAAAACGACAAUACAAGGAGAGCGCCUCGAGACGCUGCUGCCCUACGCGACGCCGCAGAUCCGGCGGCGCCAGCGACCGGCGUCGGCGCGGCCCGCGGGCGCUGGUGUAAAAGCGGCCCAGGCCAGGAAAAGGCCGGGGUCCGUGGCCGCGACGCGCAAAAUGGUGGUGGACCAGGUCGAAAGUAAGGCGCGGUCGACCUUUCGGGGACGGGCCCUCGCGCCGCCGAAGGAGGCGGCGCCGAAGCCCACGCCCUUCGGGGCCCUCAAAGCUUUAUCCGGCGAGCUCGGCGUGCCGAAGCGCGACCGGGACCAGAUUACGACGAUAGUCAAGGCACAGAUCCUGCGGGGCCGCGCGCCGACCGCGGAUAGAAUAUUGGAGGCGCACGCGGAUUUGCUAAGAAGGCACCGCGCCGACGCCAUCGCCGCGAUCAAGGCCUGCAAGGCGCGCGAGGCGAUCGUCCAAGGGGCGUUGGAAGCCGCCGCGGACUGCGACGGCGACCAGGUGAGCGCCGUCGCGCCGUUCGCGGCGAAAUUGGAAGAUGCGACGCGCGCCGUCGAGCUCAGUAUAAGGGAGUGGCGGCGGCGCCUCGCGCGGCCGGCGCCCUUCCGCUACCGCGGGUGUUUAUACGGCGAGGUCGUGGCGCACGAGCGCGUUGUGUUCGACAAGGCCGCCAAUGCGACGGACGACGCCCAGGAUGAGGUGGUGAGGUGGCUCCUGCGCCGCGACGCCGCGGGCGGGCCGGCGGAGGAGGAGGACGAGGGUUUUGUGGAGCCGGCCUGGGAUUUGCUCGAGCGCGCGAUGGCCGGUGAUAUUAUAGACGCCGGCGACGAGCGGCGCCUGCGCGCGACUUAUGAAGCGGAGCGCGCCCUCUUCGCGGAGCGGGGCGAGGCGCCGCCGCCGCUGCUGAAAGGCUGGGGCGCCGCCGCGGCCGACGCGACGCUCGCGCCGCUCCUCCAGCCCGUGGAGCUCUCGGCGCCGGCGCCGGCGCCGCGGUCCGUGCGGCGAAAGAAGAAGAAGAAGCGUAGGGACGUCAUGCUGCGCCGCGACUGCGACGCGCUUGUGCCUCGGGAGUACCGCAUAUGGCAGAUCGAGCACAUCGAGGCGCUCCGGAGGAACCGCGACGACCCCGCCUCGCCAAUGAAGCGCGCCGCGGCGCCCGCGACCAUCGCCCACAUCGAGGCGCUCCGGGCGGCCGAGGACCCCACGUCGCCGCUUCGGCGCGCCGCGGCGCCCGCGGCCACGCCGGUGGCGCCGAGAGGUUUUGGGGAGCGCUUCAGCCGCGGCCGGCGCCUCGUGUUCGGCGCCGACGACGAGGCUGUUAACUCGCCGGCGCCGCCGCCGGAAGCGCCUGUGCCGCCUGUAACGGCAACGGUGGGCUUUUUGCCUGCGUAA